Cercocebus atys (sooty mangabey) is the source of this 2410-nucleotide messenger RNA. It is a transcript of the gene HCRTR1, whose product is annotated as hypocretin (orexin) receptor 1. Lineage: Eukaryota; Metazoa; Chordata; Mammalia; Primates; Cercopithecidae. The transcript has 8 exons. The record is from RefSeq and is a predicted model, not a curated record. Gene Ontology annotation, molecular function: orexin receptor activity; peptide binding. The coding region runs from base 880 to 2199 and encodes 439 amino acids. Gene Ontology annotation, biological process: feeding behavior; neuropeptide signaling pathway. Gene Ontology annotation, cellular component: membrane.
UGGCGGCCGUCGGGGAGCGUCGCGGCCCUGGGGACCCAAAGGGGGCUUCUUAGCGGGCCUGGACGCUCCCCUUGCUCCCAAGGGGUCGUCAGUCCCUCCGCGCACCACCCACAUUGUGUGUGUGUUGUAUGUGUGCGUGUGCGCGCGUGCCCACCGGAGGGUCUGGCAGGUAUGGCGGGUGGGGCUUGGGUCUCUUAACACCUCCUUUGGCCCGUUUUCCCAACCCAAAGUUAAAGCUUGUGAACUGGCUCAAGAAAUAUUUGCAAUCGGGAUGGCUUAUCCUCUCAAAUCUAUGGUGUUUGAUGGGUUCGAACAGACCUGGCUUAGGAGCUUUGUGACCUUGAGCAAGAGACUCAAUCUCACUGAGCUUCCCUCUCAUCUGCAAAGCAGGGUACCCUAAUAAUGGUAACCCGAAACAGCCCCUAAACUACCUUCUUGUACCAGGUUCUUGGUGAAGCACUUGGCACGCAUUGGAGCUCAUUACUCCUCAUCGCGGCCCUGUAAGGUAAGUAGGGCUAUCACCCCAUUAGACAGAUGGGGAAGCCGAGGCUGAAAGAGGCCAGGUAAGCUACCCAAGGCAACUGGUGUGGAAUUGGGAUGCAACUCAGGUCUGUCUUCUUCCACCAAUUUCAUGACUGUGAGAAUUAAGAGGGAACUUAUAUGCAAAGCACCUGGCACACUCCCUAAUUUCCUUCCUUCUCUCUUUCUCCACUCUCUCCUUUCCUUCCUCCCUUCAGGAAGUUUGGGGCUGAGAUCCAAAAAGAACUGGGUGCAAGCCUCCAGGCACCCUGAGGGGAGUGGGCUGAGGGCUGGCCCAAGUUCCCUCCUCCCCCUCUGCAGAGCCUAGGAUGCCCCUCCGCCGCAGCAACUCCUGAGCUCAUGGAGCCCUCAGCCACCCCAGGGGCCCAGAUGGGGGUCCCCACUGGCAGCAGGGAGCCAUCCCCUGUGCCUCCAGACUAUGAAGACGAGUUUCUCCGCUAUCUGUGGCGCGAUUAUCUGUACCCAAAACAGUACGAGUGGGUCCUCAUCGCAGCCUAUGUGGCUGUGUUCCUCGUGGCCCUGGUGGGCAACACGCUGGUCUGCCUGGCAGUGUGGCGGAACCACCACAUGAGGACGGUCACCAACUACUUCAUCGUCAACCUGUCCCUGGCUGACGUUCUGGUAACUGCCAUCUGCCUGCCGGUCAGCCUGCUGGUGGACAUCACUGAGUCCUGGCUGUUCGGCCAUGCCCUCUGCAAGGUCAUCCCCUAUCUACAGGCCGUGUCCGUGUCAGUGGCAGUGCUGACUCUCAGCUUCAUCGCCCUGGACCGCUGGUAUGCCAUCUGCCACCCACUAUUGUUCAAGAGCACAGCCCGGCGGGCCCGUGGCUCCAUCCUGGGCAUCUGGGCUGUGUCGCUGACUGUCAUGGUGCCCCAGGCUGCAGUCAUGGAAUGCAGCAGUGUGCUGCCCGAGCUAGCCAACCGCACACGGCUCUUCUCGGUCUGUGAUGAACGCUGGGCAGAUGACCUAUAUCCCAAGAUCUACCACAGUUGCUUCUUCAUUGUCACCUACCUGGCCCCACUGGGCCUCAUGGCCAUGGCCUAUUUCCAGAUAUUCCGCAAGCUCUGGGGCCGCCAGGUGAGGCCCACUCUGGUGUCACUGUGUGGGCUGGGGGUGGGGGUGCUACUGAGCUCCUCACAGUCUGUGUCCUCAAUGUCCCUUAAGAAGGUGAGAGCCUGGGAACCCCAAAGCCUGGCCAAGACCUCAGGUACAGAAGGCAGGAAAUGUGGAUGGAAGUGGGCAGCAGGAACUCUUGCCCUUUACAGCUCAGGUUCUGUGAGCAGCACUCCCCCAAUACACGCGCACACAGCUACUCCACUUCUGACGCUCCUCUACCCUGGGCCUAGGGUGUUCGGGAUGUUCCGCCAAGCCAGUGACCGCGAAGCUGUCUACGCCUGCUUCACCUUCUCCCACUGGCUGGUGUAUGCCAACAGUGCUGCCAACCCCAUCAUCUACAACUUCCUCAGUGGCAAAUUCCGGGAGCAGUUUAAGGCUGCCUUCUCCUGCUGCCUGCCUGGCCCGGGUCCCUGCGGCUCUCUGAAGGCCCCUAGUCCCCGCUCCUCUGCCAGCCACAAGUCCUUGUCCUUGCAGAGCCGAUGCUCCGUCUCCAAACUCUCUGAGCAUGUGGUGCUCACCAGCGUCACCACAGUGCUGCCCUGAGCGAGGGCUGCCCUGGAGGCUCCAGCUCGGGGGAUCUGCCCCUACCCCUCAUGGAAAGACAGCUGGAUGUGGUAAAAGGCUGGGGCUUCAGUCCUGGGUUUCUGCCUGUGUGACUCUGGAUAAGUCACUUGCCCUCUCUGAGCUUGUGUCCCCUAAGCAGGGUUGAUGUGAGGAUUAAGCAUGCUGAAGCAAGUGGAAAGCUCCCUGUAAA